CGCGCUUCCUCCCCUCUCCUCUCUGCCUCUUUUCUCCCUCCUCGGUGCUCCUCCACCAGAACCCUAGCUGCCGUCUCCCACUCUCGUCGGGCAGCUCUCUCAGCAGCACCUGAGGCCGUUGUCUCUCCUUGCGCGGUCUGCCCCAGCCCUGACCCCCGGAGAUCCGGGGCUGUUCUCGGUUCUUUACGCGGAGGCGGAGGUUGGUUUCUGAUCUGGGGAUCGGUUCGUGCGGGGAUGAAUACGAGGCCGGUGGUGCUCGUCUUCCUCCUGCUCGUGCUCGUCAUCACGUCGCAGUUCGAGUGGAAGCAGCAGAUCGGGGAGGCCGCGGACGCCGACCCGGCCGCUGCCCGCCGCCGGCAGCAGCUGCACGCCAGGGAGGAUGCCGUCAAGGAAAAGAUUAUAUUAUCCCAGGAGAAAAAUAUCCAACAGCUCAACCAGCUUAUCGAGAGCCUUCAGCGCCAGCUACUGCACUGCCGUGGUAGCAAUAACACUGUUCAUGCUGCUGCCGCCGUUGCCACAGAAGCGAGUGAAGUCGAGGGACAUGAGGUCAUUGAAGAUGAGAAUAGACGAUGAUCCUUGGCGUACAUGCUUCUACGAUGCCGGUACAGCUGCUAAAGAGCAGAACAGUCGUCUGAAUGCUUGAAUUCACUGUAUUGUAUAUUUGAUACUCCGCCGACUAGUGGAUUCCCCCGACCCUGUAAGCCUGUAGAGAAUUGUAAUUUUUUAUAAUGUGAUUUAUUUAGGUCGCGGCUACUAAUUCACCUGG
Zea mays is the source of this 766-nucleotide messenger RNA. RefSeq lists its product as uncharacterized. The record is from RefSeq and is marked predicted. The coding region runs from base 235 to 573 and encodes 112 amino acids. The transcript is spliced from 3 exons. NCBI's taxonomy places the organism in Eukaryota, Viridiplantae, Streptophyta, Magnoliopsida, Poales, Poaceae.